Messenger RNA from Zophobas morio, 2082 nucleotides. RefSeq names its product beta-glucuronidase-like. Bases 89 to 2053 code for a protein of 654 amino acids. The record is from RefSeq and is a predicted model, not a curated record. Lineage: Eukaryota; Metazoa; Arthropoda; Insecta; Coleoptera; Tenebrionidae. The transcript has 8 exons. Gene Ontology annotation, biological process: glucuronoside catabolic process; carbohydrate metabolic process. Gene Ontology annotation, molecular function: carbohydrate binding; beta-glucuronidase activity.
ACAAACUUAUCCACUAACAGAUAGCAUCAGUGACAAACAAAUUUAAGUUGACACUAUUGACACUAUCGAGUCAUCACAAGAAAAACCCAUGGAAAGUAAGGAAAAGAGCGCCAGAGACCACAAAAUGGACAGACGAUUUCUGAUCUUAUCCCUCUUGCUGCAAGUCAAAUCGGAAACCCACCACGGCGGCAUUUUGUACCCUCGUCAGUCCGAAACCCGUCAGGUGGUGUCUUUGGAUGGUCUGUGGAACUUCGUGGUACCACAAGCCAAUAAUCCGCUUCAAGGCUUUGACGAGCAUUGGUAUAAAAGACACCUGAAGGAGUUGACAGAUGUUGAGGUGUAUAUGAUGCCGGUGCCAAGCAGCUACAACGAUAUCACCACCAGCGGGCAAAUUCGGGACCACGUUGGGUUGGUGUGGUAUGACCGGAAAUUCUUCGUGCCGAAGUCUUGGUACCAAAUUGGAAGGGUUUGGUUGAGGUUCGGUUCGGUGUCUUAUGCGUCUCAAGUGUGGAUAAAUGGUCAGUUGGUGAUGAGCCACGAAAUCGGUCACUUACCGUUCUUGGCAGAAGUCACCAAUUUCCUUAAGUAUGGCAAAGAAAAUCUGAUAACGGUAGCCUGUGACAAUACCCUCUUAUCCGACACGGUCCCGCAAGGCAAAGUAGACGAACUAGAAACCGGAAGACUGGUACAACUUUACAGCUUUGACUUCUUCAACUACGCAGGUAUUGAUAGACCUGUAACUCUUUACACUACACCAAAGAACUACAUAGAUGAUAUUAGUGUCGCCACUGAGGUGGAUGGCGACGUAGGAUUCGUAGACUAUAAAAUAACCUACAUAAGCGACUUUAACGUCACUUGUCGCGUGAGCCUUAUCGACAAAAAAGGUAACGUUGUGGCCAUGAGUGACGAAUAUGAUGAGCCUUACGGGAUUCUGGAGGUCCCUAAUGCUCAUUUCUGGUGGCCCUAUUUGAUGGACCCCAAUCCAGGCUAUUUGUACACUUUACAAGUGGAGCUAUUAAGUGAAUAUGGUGACUUGAUUGACAAGUAUAGCCAACCGAUCGGUAUCCGAUCUGUCACGUGGACUAACACGUCUCUUUUGAUUAAUAAUCGCCCUGUGUAUCUUCACGGUUUUGGUCGCCACGAAGACUCGGAUAUAAGAGGCAAAGGUUUGGACUUACCUUUGAUAGUGAGGGACUACAACUUGAUUAAGUGGAUAGGAGCAAAUGCUUAUCGUACCUCACACUAUCCAUACGCUGAAGAAAUUAUGGAUUUGGCGGACGAACUAGGUAUUAUGAUCAUAGAUGAGUGUCCGAGUGUCAAUACGGAGUUCUUCUUUGACACACUAUUGGUUAAACACAAGAACUCUUUGACUGAGCUGAUCAAGAGGGAUAAAAAUAGACCAAGCGUGAUUAUGUGGUCCGCUGCCAACGAACCAAGGACUCAGUACCCAAUUGCCAAAAGUUACUUCAAAGAAGUUAUCGAUCAUAUCAAGAACCUUGAUAUCACGAGACCAACGACGAUUGCGGAAGCACAGUCUGUCAAUAACGUGGAAUCUUCAGAGUUUGUGGACAUUGUCAGUUUCAAUCGAUACAACGGAUGGUACGCCAAUGGUGGGAAUUUAGAUGCGAUUCCAUUGAGUGUGGUCGGGGAAGCUACUGCAUGGCAUGAAAAAUUCAACAAACCGGUGAUCAUGCAAGAGUAUGGAGGAGAUACUCUCGAAGGCCUUCACUUCACUCCCGAAUUCAUUUGGUCGGAGGAGUACCAGGUACAUUUGAUGUCAAAACACUUCCAAGCUUUUGAUGAAUUGCGAGCCAAAGGGUUCUUUAUCGGAGAAUUCAUCUGGAAUUUCGCCGAUUUUAAAACGGCGCAGACUUACACAAGAGUCGGUGGUAACAAAAAAGGUAUCUUUACCAGAAGCCGCCAACCUAAAUCCAGCGCCCACCACCUGCGCAAGCGAUAUUGGGCUUUAGCUAGACAGCUAUACAACGCCAGUGUGCCUAGUGAUUUGUACAACUACGUAGCCGGACCUGUUGUUAUACAUGAUGAAUUGUGAUUUGUUUUUAAUAAAAACGUAAGAAAAUC